Molecule: messenger RNA, 1003 nt
Organism: Emiliania huxleyi CCMP1516
Lineage: Eukaryota; Haptophyta; Isochrysidales; Noelaerhabdaceae
Exons: 1
Coding region: 173-922 (249 amino acids)
Cellular component (GO): endoplasmic reticulum
Molecular function (GO): ubiquitin binding
Source: RefSeq, a predicted model, not a curated record
CGGCGACGGACGCGGCACACUUGGCCAUGGUCAACCUCGGAGAGCAGCGGGGCGAGGACAAGGAGGGGGCGGCCGGCUUGCAGGGCUGCUGGAGUUCACCGCUGCUGAAGGGCACGUUGCGCUGCCCCGUUGGCUGCUACAGGCGGUUGGCGCCCAGGAGGGCGUGCCGCUCAUGUUGUCCAGCGUCGACGUGCCCCGUGCCUCGUUGGUGCGGCUGCGGCCGGCGCGCACGCGCUUCUACGAGGAGGCUGAAGACCAGCAGAGCUUGCUGCAGGCGGGGCUGCACGGUGUGUACACAGUGCUGUGCUGCGGCGAGACGAUUCGAAUCGCGAAUUGCGGCGAAGAGUUCGAGCUGUUGGUGAGCGAGGUUUGCACGGGCAUCCCGCCGACGCCGGUCGAGGCCGUUUGCAUCGUUGACGUGGAGGCGCUGGAGGUGGACAUGGGCGAGAGCCUCGAGGGCGAGGAGGAGCGCAUCGCUCAAGAGAGGAGAGCUGAAGAGACAGCGCGGGCAGCGCAGGCGGCGGCGCAGGCGGCGGCGGCGCAGGCGGCGGCGCAGGCGGCGGCAGCGGAGGCAGAGGCGGCACGCGCGGCGGCGGCGGCGGCGGCGCAUCAGGCAGAGCUCGCUGCGUGGCUUCCGGCGGAGCCGCAAGCGGCCGCCCGCGGCACCGUUCGCGUGUUGGUGCGGCUGCCCACCACGCGGAUCUCGCGUCGCUUCGGGAGCGGCGCCACGCUGCAGCAGGUGAGGACUUGGGUGGAGUCGGCGCUGCCCGAAACGCUGCACGGCGCGCUGGGCGACCGCUUCGAGCUGGUGAGCACGCACCCGCGCUACGUGUCGCGCGCCGGCGAGGGGGGCGAGACGACGCUUGAAAUGGCGGGGCUCGACGGAGAGCAGGCCAUGCUCAACCUGCGCUUGCUCGAGUAGCGGGCGGCUGCAGUGCUACAGGUUACAGGUUGGACGAGAGACUUGGGGUAGAUUUUCUUUUAUUAAAAAACUUCAGAAAAG